Danio aesculapii is the source of this 982-nucleotide messenger RNA. RefSeq names its product peroxiredoxin 1 (gene prdx1). The transcript has 6 exons. Gene Ontology annotation, cellular component: cytosol. The coding region runs from base 94 to 693 and encodes 199 amino acids. Gene Ontology annotation, molecular function: thioredoxin peroxidase activity. Lineage: Eukaryota; Metazoa; Chordata; Actinopteri; Cypriniformes; Danionidae. The record is from RefSeq and is a predicted model, not a curated record. Gene Ontology annotation, biological process: removal of superoxide radicals; cell redox homeostasis; cellular response to stress.
CGAGACUUGAGUAGGACCUAUUUAAACAUCGGCCAAUGUCCGUGAGUUCACUAUCAUUCAUUCACUCUCGGAUUGUGGAGACAGUUCAAGAAAAUGGCAGCUGGAAAUGCACACAUUGGGAAACCUGCUCCAGAUUUCACAGCCAAAGCGGUGAUGCCUGAUGGACAGUUUGGAGAUGUCCGUUUGUCAGACUACAAAGGGAAGUAUGUGGUGCUGUUCUUCUAUCCACUGGAUUUCACCUUUGUGUGUCCCACCGAGAUCAUCGCAUUCAGUGAUGCUGCUGAGGAGUUCAGGAAGAUCAACUGCGAGAUCAUUGGUGCUUCUGUUGAUUCUCACUUCUGCCAUCUUGCCUGGACAAAAACACCUCGGAAACAAGGUGGCUUAGGACCAAUGAAUGUCCCUCUGGUGGCAGAUACUCUCCGCUCCAUUUCUAAAGACUACGGUGUACUUAAAGAAGAUGAGGGUAUUGCAUACAGAGGUCUUUUCAUCAUUGACGAUAAAGGCAUUCUGCGGCAGAUUACUAUCAACGAUCUGCCAGUCGGUCGCUCCAUUGAUGAAACCCUGCGCUUGGUGCAGGCCUUUCAGUUCACCGAUAAACAUGGAGAAGUUUGCCCUGCCGGAUGGAAGCCCGGAAAGGACACGAUUAAGCCCGAUGUCAAUCAGAGCAAAGACUUCUUCUCCAAGCAAAACUAAAAAAGGCACUAGACUGUGCAGCGUAGUAUAAUAAACAGGCGUAAUGUGAAUUAAUGCUACUGUACGUCCAUUUACAAGUCAUUAUUAUUAUUAUUAUUAUAUAGUGUUAUAUAUAUUGUGAGAAGUUGUAGGACCAAAGUGCGUCAGACUUGUUGAAGUGUAUUGAAACAUUUGAGUUGGUUUGUUGAACAUGUUACCUUUUGUGAAAAGAGAUGUUAUAUAGUGAUGACCUUUUGACUGUAUCGUCAACAGUUGCAUUUCAAACAAUAAACGCAUAUUUUUAAAAAAA